Messenger RNA from Sipha flava (yellow sugarcane aphid), 492 nucleotides. Its product is annotated as THAP domain-containing protein 1-like. The coding region runs from base 1 to 492 and encodes 163 amino acids. The transcript is spliced from 3 exons. The record is from RefSeq and is a predicted model, not a curated record. NCBI's taxonomy places the organism in Eukaryota, Metazoa, Arthropoda, Insecta, Hemiptera, Aphididae.
AUGCCUGUUUCUUGCGUUGCGUACGGAUGUUCAAACCGUUAUAAAAGCAAUUCCUUAAUUCACUUUUUUCGUUUUCCUUUAAACAAUGAGGUAACAACUAAACUGUGGACGGAUGCAAUUAAAAGGAAAAACUUUAUACCAAAUCAGUGGAGCCGUAUUUGUAGCGUGCACUUCACUGAUAAUGACUACCAAAUUCGUCCUGAUGCUAACAGACCAAUAUUAAAAGUAAAUGCCGUCCCUUCAGUUUUUCCAUCGUUUCCAGUAUAUUAUCAACAUAAACCUAAGAAACUUAGAAACCCACCUAAAAAUAGGGAUUUGCCCUCUUUUAAAGAUGAGCCUAGUACUAGUACUGAUCCAAAAAUUAGUAAUGAGAAUGCUGAUUUAGAAUUAAUUGACGAUCACAGUAUUUUACCUAAAAGUGUUGAUAGAGAAGUACAAACAUCUCAUUCUUCUUGUAAUGAACUUUUAUUGAAACAUGAAAUUAAAAUAUAA